Messenger RNA from Daphnia carinata, 2121 nucleotides. RefSeq lists its product as uncharacterized. Lineage: Eukaryota; Metazoa; Arthropoda; Branchiopoda; Diplostraca; Daphniidae. The transcript is spliced from 4 exons. Gene Ontology annotation, cellular component: nucleus. The coding region runs from base 155 to 1867 and encodes 570 amino acids. Gene Ontology annotation, molecular function: protein dimerization activity; DNA-binding transcription factor activity, RNA polymerase II-specific; RNA polymerase II cis-regulatory region sequence-specific DNA binding. The record is from RefSeq and is a predicted model, not a curated record. Gene Ontology annotation, biological process: mesoderm formation; regulation of transcription by RNA polymerase II.
UAGGUGCAGAUACGGAUAUAUUUCAGAUUCUCCGCUGCUGUUACAGUUUAAUAUUAAAAUUUAAAUCGCUAAAUUAUUUGAUGACAAACGGAUGCAGCAGCUCUCGUCAUAACGGUGUACAGAGCCGAAACAAUAGAACGAUCUUGGAUUAACUAUGGCACGUUACCAGAAGACUCGUUCGUCAACCCGGAAAAUGCAAAACAAAAAGAAAGAAAAAAAAACUGCAGAGGCAAAAGAUUCCCAGUCAUUAUCUGAUGACAACGAAGUCAAAGAUGCCAUUGCAACUUCACAUAUUGCCGACUGCGAGAGAGCCGUUGAGGUUAUUCACUGGAUGCCAGCAUCGGCUGGAAGCGUUAUUCAAAUCCCUGCUGGACAAGAGUCUGAACACUGCAAUAGUCAUGUUCAUGAGGACGGUAACUUAUUGGAGGUACCAGUUUUCGAUACGGAUACGGCUGAAGAUUUGACGAUGGCAUCCGCUGUUUUGGGGGACAUUGAAAAUGGUCUGUCAACUAGCCCAUCUCUUUCUGGCCAAACAACUCCCUCUGCGGAAAAUAAGGAACGCAGCGUCAUCGUGUCAGAAUCCAAUUUCAGGCAUGAGCAAGACGAUGAAGUGGAAUUGCCAAGAAAUUUGGAACUUAGAAAAGAUCUUUUGCUGGAACCUUCCACUAACUAUCUAGAAAUUGAUGAAGAAAAUGAACUCCUCAAGACGGAAACUUCCGUAGACAGGGAUGAAUUAGAAAAUUCAUAUGUUGAUAACCCACACGAUAGUCAGUCGCCUUCCGGCUACAUAACAUUGGCAUCUUGUCAUUUGCCUAGCGUCGUCCAAGAUAUUGACGAAUCUCCGGACGCGUCUAUCGAAGCGACCAAUGGUUUAAUGCCAAUUCCAAGCAUGUUCAACUUCAAUCCGUCUUGUUGGAUGCAGAACAGCUACGAGGAAGCUCAAGCGCAUUUGGCUCUUCAAUCUUCGCAUCAGCAGCUUGGCUCGCCUUGCCAUUAUACUGUGAUGUCAACAAAAAACAGCCAUUUGGAGUAUCCACAUCCAUCAUUCAUGAUGAUGGAAGAUCCAUUCAAAUCAUUGCCGGUUCCUGCGGGAUCCAACGCGUUGUAUCACCUUGACACCAACAAUCGGCGGAUCUGGGUUCCAGAAAGCUCUUCAGCAGGUGGAAGUUUUAUUAUGGAUCGUAGUGGCAGAUCUGGGUACAGCGGACAUCGUUUAGAGCAAUUGCAAGAAGGUGGCAUUUUUAUGGCGGCCGACAUUGAAAAGGAGGACAUGCUCCAGCACGCUGUCAGCCUAGAACGAUACCCAAACCCCUACCGUUGUUUGAGAGGUUCUAACCCGAGCAGAGCCCAGUAUGAAAAAGAUUAUAAAAAAUCCGCAUGCGAUCGAGAACGAACUCGAAUGAGAGACAUGAACCGAGCAUUUGAUUCUUUACGCGAGAAGUUGCCAUACAUUAAGCCCCCAGGGAAAAAAUUAUCGAAAAUCGAAUCGCUCAGGUUGGCAAUAAAGUACAUACGUCAUUUGCAGUUUUUGUUGGCUUCUCCUCCUGGUAGUACAGUGGAUUUUGAAGCGACAAAUUUUUCUCUGGAUCCGUUGCCGUCCUGGCGUUCCGUGGGAUUGCUGUCCACUUCUUCUGGUGAAGCCUCAACAUCGAGCGACCAUCGAACUACUGCAACCAACAGCUACGGCUUUUCAUCUAUGCUGCUAAGACAUAGUCAACAAAAGAGCAUGGGUUUGGCUGCUGUAGGAUCGGCGGGCGUUGAUGUCGAAGACAUCGAUCAUCCGUUCAACUCUUCGAACGUAGGGGCGCAUCCGUUUUCUUGCACAUACGACGAGGCUUCGCCCUUAAACUGGAUUCAGCCAAAUUAAAUAACUAGGUGACCCAUUUCCGAACCAAUCGACGGAAAAUAACUUUUAGCUGAGAGAUUGGUAACCUUUUGUACUGUCGCUGGAGUUUUCUGAGGAAAGACAAGCAUUACUGUCCGAUACAAUUCAAUCUAUUCAACAAUUCCAGCUACUAAAAGAUAUCAAAUAGGACGACGAAAUAAAGUAUAGUGGAAUUUUUUAUGGCAUUUCUACAUCACGAUGGCAUUACCAUUGGUAAAAAUACAAAAUUUUGAGCA